CCGGUAUUGGCGUUAAUCGUCCGUCUGUGUUGCAGGUGUGGGUGAACGCUGCAGCUCAGAUCUUUAACUCCAUCGGGAUUGGUUUCGGCUCGCUCUUGGCGAUGUCCAGCUACAACUCCUUCAACAACAACGUUCUGAAGGACACUCUGACUAUCGCCAUCAUCAACUCCCUCACCAGCAUCCUGGCAGGUUUCGUCAUUUUUUCUGCCUUUGGAUUCAUGUCUCACCUGCAGGGCGUCCCUGUCAGCGAUCUGGCCGUGGACGGUCCUGGACUUGUUUAUGUCGUUUACCCACAAGCCUUUGCCAGCAUGCCCGUGGCUCAGCUCUGGGCUGUGAUGUUCUUCUUCAUGCUGCUGUGCCUCGGACUCGACAGUGAGUUUGCGAUGGUCGAAGUGAUGGUGACGAGUCUGAUGGAUGAAUUUUAUCAACAUCUGAUUCAAAUCUUCAAGCGUAAGGAGCUGUUUGUUCUGGCUGUUUGUGGUGCGGCGCUCCUCCUGGGGAUCCCCUGUGUCAUGCAGGUGGGCAUCUAUGUGUUCCAGCUCAUGGACCAUUACACCGCCAUCGUGUCCAUCAUGUUUCUGGCUUUCUUUGAGGUUGUGGCGAUCUGUUGGUGUUACGGAGGAAAUCGACUUUCGGACAAUCUGGAGGAGAUGACCGGAAAA
Molecule: messenger RNA, 662 nt
Organism: Plectropomus leopardus (leopard coralgrouper)
Lineage: Eukaryota; Metazoa; Chordata; Actinopteri; Perciformes; Serranidae
Source: RefSeq, a predicted model, not a curated record